CUCCACUUGUAUUCUGAUGUGAAAUUAUUGCGAUGUUAAGCAGCAGCGGGGAAUAAAUAGCUGUUCCUAGCUAUUUCACUGCAUCCCCUUCUCUCUCUCUCCCUCACUAUGGGCAGCAGUAACAAAACUAAUAAUACGUUGGAUCAAUGCUGCUGCUAUUAUAAAACAGAACAAAAUCUCUUCUUUAUCAGUUUAUGUUUCAUAUCGUUUGUCGCUCUGAUUUCGUCUUUUAUUCAAUCAGAGUACUUAACCAUCCGCUGUUUCAUUUAACAAAUUAUCUGACCAUCAACUUAACGGCAUCAUCUCCACCAUCGUACUCUGAGGAAGCGAACAAGAGAAGCAUAUGUGAUAUCUUCAUUUUGCAAAAAAUUUACCAAGCUAUAUAUUUACUCAUAAUUUUUCUCAAUACAGUUUUAUUUAGUAUCUUGGAUUGCUGUAUGUCUACGCUUCGAGAAUGGAAAAAGUUAGCCUGGUUUGGCACAAUUGCGUUCACACUUUUUACGUUAAUGAACUUUUUUCAAUACACAAAGAACCAGACUAGCAUCGAUGCCAGAAAUAAUAUUCCAGCUGGAAAGGAAAAAGGACAUCUGAAGACCAUCAUCGACAUGUUAUGUCCAAACAGUGGGACACUCUGCACUGAGAGGAUUGAAAUGAAUGGCAAAGAGGAUAUAUUCUCUGACUUCAGUGAAAAAUUACGACGCCAUGUGGAACAAUGUAUUGAAAAGUUGCAAAACUUUCCUCCGGUUACUUACCAACACACCCUUUUGACUCUCUUCACAACAUGGGAUUAUCAUGAUUCUAAGAAAGAACUCCAUGAAAACACCGUCCGUAAUUGGCUUGCAUUAGGUCCGUCCGUCAAGGUGAUUGUCUUCUCUACCAAUCCUGAGACAAGAAUUUUCUGUGAAAAGAUUGGUUGUAAUUACCAGUCUAUCACUGUUCAGCGUGUAACUGGAGUGCCUUUAUUGAAAUCAAUGUAUUUAGAAGCACAGAAAUCAUUUGAUAGCUUUUUUUAUGCAUUUGCCAAUGCGGAUAUUUUAUUUGAAGCAAAUCUAAUCAAGACAUUGGAGCGUGUUUUGUAUAUGUUUAAUAAUACAGAAAAGGCAAUUUUGAUAAUUGGACAACGGACAAAUGUUAUGAAUGUUACCAAAGAAGAAGCUGUUCCAGUUGAUUCUGUGACUAAAAUUGCCCUGGACCGUGGAACUAUAUUCCGAACUGAUGCUGAAGAUUAUUUCAUUACAUCAAGGCCAUUUCCAUGGAAAGCAUUUCCAGAUUUCAUUGUUGGAAGUCCAGCAUAUGAUAAUUGGUUAGUUGCAUAUGCUAUUCAUAAUAAUUUCUUAACGAUAGAUGCCACAAAUUCUAUCAUAGCUGUACAUCAGACCACGAGGUCUGGAAACUAUGAUGGGCAUCACAAACGCUUUACGGAUUAUAAUCUUAAAUUAAUUAGAAAAAUACGCUCACGGGUUAAUGUCCUUGCUGGACACACAAUUUGUACAAAAUAUUUUGCUCAAAAAGACUUUUGUGGGCUCACAGAAAUUCUUCUGCGCAGAACAAAUCCUUGUGCCAAGCCAAAAUCCAGAAGAGGAUGAUGGAUAUAUAUCUAUUUUUGGAAAAAAUAAUAAAGUUGUAUAAAUCACCACACACUUUUAAAAAUAAAAGAACAACAAAAAUCCAAUAAAUUUAUUUUAUAUGUUUAUUUUACAAUAAAAAAUUAUUGAAAGUUUUGUUAGAGCACUGUGUUUUGCUUGGUCCUACCAACCAACAGCACAUGUUUGGGCAUCAGGUCAUUGGUAAUAUAUAAUUUAAAAAAAUCAUAAUUUUAUAAAAAAAUUUUGGACCAGACUGUUCAGUAGUUUCCCUUCAGAGCAUUUUUGAAUGAUGGGCAACUCUUCAGUAAGGAAAGUAUUUGUAAAUAACUGAAACUGCUUAAAUUAUAGACUUGGUGCCUGACAAUUCCUUGAUUCCAUGACAAAUGUAUUUUCCUGUUAUAUAACCCCUAAAUGCUGUGUUUCUGCUGAUGUGAUGUCAGUGUUGUGUUUGAAAUUGUCAACAGUUAGCAAUAUUUUGAGAAUGGUUAAUAAUUUAAAUUUUGGUGUUUGAUUAAUAUAUUGUCUUAUUGAAACUAUGAUGUAAAUGGUAAAGGAAUGAAUCUACAGGAAAGAUUUCUGUGUCUGUAUAAAGGUUAUUCACUGAACAUAUGAAGUCUUCAUUUAUCACUUAUUACCAAGUUUGAAUACAUUUGAAAAUACAUCCAAAUAUCUUCUAUAACUGAUUUCGUUAGUAUCAUUUUAGCCAUUUCUAUGGCUUUCAUUUAAUAUCCUUGAAUCCAUAUUUUUGUCUUCAUUUUUUUGUUACAUUCCUUUUUCACUAUUCCAGCAUGAGUAUGUUUGGUGAUGCUUAAAUAUAUAAUUACAUACACAUCAUUAACAGCUCAUUAACAGCUGGGGGCUUCUCCUCACAAGAAUUCAUGUGAAAAAAACCAUGGAUCUCAGUCUAAUUUUUUUAUGAGUCACUCUUAUAUUUAUGAGUGAUUCUGGUAGCUACAAGUGAAUCUGGUACUUACAAAUUACUCUAGUAUUUACCAGUGACUCUGGUAUUGGUAUAACAUUAUGACUUACUGAAGGGAUAUCCUUCUUGAAGAGGUGUGCCAAAUACCCAGUCACCUAACUCUUUUAGUAUCCUCUUAUAUGAUCUAUGGUUGGCUGGCUUGGUUUCAAAGUUGACCUUGAUAAUUAGAAACAUUUCAAUGUCAUCAUAGAAGAGUAAUUACACCAGUAUUUAAUUGGUAAACACUUAUGUGAACUUUAUAUUUAGAUAAGAAGUCAUAUUUUCUUUUGUUUCAUUCCAAGUCUCUGUGUUUAAAUACACUGUUUUUAGUAAAGUGGGUGCUAAACAUAUUUAAUGCAAUGAGGUAAGAAACUGUAAUUAAAUAUAAUUUCACUUAUACUAAGAAGAAAUAAUUAUCAGCUAAAUGAUUAAUUCUGGUCAAGAAAGGCAUGGGACACAUUCCUGGAAUUAAAUUCAAAUUGAUAAUAAAAAAAAUAGAAUACAGUGUUGGAGUGUUUUUAGAGAGUUACUUUACCUUUAGAUCUACAUUGAAUUCAUAGAGAUUAAUCUUUAGGGUUAAAACAAAGGUCUUGGACAGACUUUCCUUAGAAAUAAGGUGGGAUAGCCAUGGUUGAAAUGCCUGGUCAUAGAUCUCAGAGUUGACAUGAGGCUAAUCAGCAACAAGAUGGAAUGGUCCUGUUUGGAAUACUUUGAUCAUGUCUUCCUUAUCAGCGUUAAACAAAAAUAAGAUUGGAUGGUCACAAAUGGAUUGCCUUAAUCAUGUGUCUGAUCAGUCCUGUGAUUUAAGUAUAGAAAAAUCCAAACAACAUUGUCUUAAUAAAAAAACAAUAAAAUAGAGGCAAAUUAAAAAGAAAUAUUUUAUGCUUAAAUGAAUAAAUGCCAAGGAAUUUUUUGCUUAACCUUUUGUCAGUUAAUAGUCUCUUUUCUUUGUGAGAAGACGUCUUGGCUAUGUAAAGAAUGUUUGGUUAACAUGAAAGGUUACUUGAGAUUGUAUAUAUUAACCUUUGUAAAAAAUGAGAAGCUGUGUGUUGUUGCUUGAGAUGGAGAUCUGUUUUGGGUAAAAUAAACAUAGAACAAUAUCAUCCAUCAUCUUCACCAUCAUUUAAUGUUUAAGUUAGAUGGUUUGAUAGGUUCAAGGACUGCAUCAUACUCCAGUAUCUGCUUUUGUAUGAUUUCUAGGGCUGGAUAUCCCUUCCUAAUGCUAUCCACAUUACAGAGUGUAUUUGUCACUGGUGCUAAUGAGGUCAUCAUGCACUUUGCAAGACUACAAAACAUGAGGGGGGGGGAUGUAGGCUUUAUGCUAGGAAAUGAGGGUUAUUUUAUGAGAGAAAGGAGUGGGGCAGAGCUGGUUCUUGUUACAGUGGGGCAACAUGGCUACUAACAAUUAAACAGGAGUUGCUUUAGGUUUUUUCAUUACUUAAGACUACAAAAACUAUUCUAAUUCCUAAGUAAGUCAAAUUCCAUCAGAAUCUGGUUCUUUGUAAUACCUGGUGGUUGACAGUAAAAAAAUUCUAAAAGUGAUUUGUCUGAAAGUGUCAUAUAAGACCUCUCCUAGUUUCAUUGAUGUCAUUCUUUUUGAAUAGCUUUGAUCAUCAAUUCUUUAGUUAGACCUAUGACACAGGGGUACCUCUUUAGUGCUUAGUGUCUCUCAUAUGCUUAUUAUAUGAUGCCUGACCUAUUGACUUGAGACAAACUUCAUUGUUUUAAGGCUUGAAGCUUUAAGACAUGCAUUCAAUUUACUCUGUCAAAUGUAAGACUUGUUUAUCCAUAUUAUUUUGAAUUAUGUAUUAUUACAUAGCUACAAAAUUUCAAUGAUGUGAUUGUUUAUUUUUAGAAUGACAUUGUAGGGUAGGUGUAAGAAGCUAGAUCUAGCUGGUUUGAACAUAAAACAGGUAGAAUAUCAGUACCAGAUAUGGCCACUUAAAAUACUAAGCGGUUAAACAUGUGGUCCAUAAUCUAAAGACUAUAGGGAGAGUUUACUGCUAUGAUUUGCUACUGACAAUGUGAAGGAAAUUUCCUGUGGUCCUCAAUUUCAAUGCAGAUCCAAUAUUUUCCACAAUACAGUUAAAUUACUUUCUACAAAAAAUAAACUGGAAUAGUAUUACCACAUCUCUAACAAAUACUGUUGGGAUUGUUGACUAUUUUGUAUUGUGGUUCAAACUUAAAACUGGGCUUCGUUCAACAUUCUACUUCUUUUCAUUCCAUAUUCAUCACAUACUAUAUUACAUAUUAUACUAAAUGCAUAGACUUCCUGAUAAGGAUUCAGACUCUUUUUUGCUUGUGGAUGUUAAUUUAAGCAUCAUAGUGAAACUGGCAGACAUUAUAUAUUAUUAUAUAUUACAGAGUAACUGCUAAGCAGUGAUGUGUAUAAAUACAAACUUGUUACCAGUUCAAAUAUGCCUCAUGCAUCUUUGAACUGGUAACAGUUAAUAUUAUAUUUUGUUAUAUAUUAUAAAACAUAAUAUGUAUUACUAUGAUAAUAUACCAUGUCUGCUGGAAUAAUAUAUUAUAAUUUGUCAUUUGUGUUGUUCGUUCAUUACCCGUCCUGUUCUCAACAAAAUAUGGCAUUAUGUUUUUAGUUGAGUACCCCAUUGUCAUAAAUAUUCCAUUGAUCUACAAUUUGUUUUAAUCCUUUUGGUACCAAUUCACCUGAAAUGACUCCUGGUUCUGUGAUACAAAACUGUCUAUUUUAAAGUGCUCAUAUUUAAUUUCAAAACUUCCAUCAUAAAUGUUAGAAUAUUUUCCUAAGUCAUCAGCUUAAUAAUGAAAAUGUUAUUUUAUGAAUACUUUCAAAAUUUUAAUUAUUUUUAAAGCUAAUUGAAGUGCAUAAGCAGUAUAUUUCAUUAAUCCUUCAGAAUUCAGAUUACUCUGUUUAAUGUAAUGUUAUUUACAUUGUUUUGAAUUAAUCAUACAAUUAUCUUGUAGAUUUAAGAUUUCAAUGAUGCAUUUGUUUACUUUUAAAAUGACAUUGCAGGGUAGUUGUGAGAGGCCUGAUCUGGUCAGUUUGAACACAAAACAGGUAGAAUAUUUGGGCUAGAUAUAGCUGGUUUAAAUGCUGAGGGGUUAAAAGUAUUGUAUGAAAUAGUUAAGGACAGCAGUAAGAUGUAUAAAAUAUUGUGUUUUCUUCCAUUCAUUUGUGAGGAUUUUUCUUCAGUGGUAAUUAUAAUGGCAAUAUGUUACUCUGGUACUGGUAUCUUUUGUGGUUGCCUUGUCUGGAUAUAAUAACAGCUAAACUUGUUGCUGAUUAUUCUGUUGUGGAGUGUGCACUUGUUGAAAAAAUAUUCUUCAUAUCUGCACUUAUGUGAGUGUUGUAAUGUUUCUACUUCUGGAAGUCACAUGUUAGUUAAAAACUGAAAACAUUUGAAGAAGUUAUAUCAUUAAAAUAAUCAUGAAAAGACAGACUUUACUAACUAACAAUUAACCCUGUUUUUCUCACUGGGGAUAUUUGCAAGGUCACUUGACUGUAAAUAAACUUGUUCCAAUACCAACUUAUUCAUUAUUGUUCCAUAAUAACACAAGUGUAUUGUACCAAUCAUGGAACUAUUGUCCAAAGUGAAUUAGUUGUUUCAAGAAAAAAGUAUCUUUUUACACCUUCAUAAACGACAUUUUAUAACUAAAUCCCCAAACCAAAUUUUUAUUCACAAAUGAAAACAAUCAGUUGUAUAUUGUAUUCUUUUAAUGGAUUUUUACCAAGCUGAUAUCAAAUUUCUCUUACAAUAUUAUUGGUUUUUUACCCGCCUACUUGCAUUUGGCUGAUGUUUAUGAUACCAUAAAAUAUCCUCAACAAUUAUCUGAAUUUUUUUUCCUGUUUUACAUUCAUUUUUCUUUUUACCUUGUUGAUUUUCUUUUUCAUGACAGACCUAAGCAAAUGUUGAAUUUGUUGGCUGUCAAAAUAAUUGGACUUUCAAACAAUAUUACAACAUUAUUCUGUUUCUCUGUUUCUGUCUUCCUUGUUAAAAAUUAACCCUACUCCAUCUCGGUGAAUAUUAAGAAGGUAAUAAUAAAAUAAACUUACUCCAAUAAUAUGCAAGUACUCCAAUUUGGAAAAAAACAAAACAAAUUUCCUUAUGCUAGUUAAAAUAGAUCAAACCAUUAUUAUUAUUUUAAGGCAGUGAACUGGCAGAAUUGUUAGAAUGCUGGACAAAAUUUCUGUUAAGGUCAACUUUGCCUUUUGUCCUUUCAGGGUUGAUAAAAUAAGUACCCUUUGAAAUGAGCAAUUGAUUUAUCCCCUCCCCUGAAAUUGCUGGCCUUGUGCCAAAAGUUGAAACCAUUAUUAUUAAGGUGGUGAGCUGGCAGAAUCGUUAGCAUGCCAGGCAAAAUGCUCAGUGGUAUUUUGUCUGUCCUCAUGUUCUGAGUUCAAAUUCUACUGAGGUCGACUUUGCCUCUCAUCCUUUCGAGGUCAAUAGAAUAAGUACCACCUCCAAAAUUUCAGGAUUAUCAUUAUUAUUAUGGUGACAAGCUGAGAGAACUGUUAGUGCACCAGGCAAAAUGCUGAGCAGUAUUCUUUUUGGCCCUUUUCAUUCAGAGUUCAAAUUCCGCUAAGGUCGACUUUGUCUUUUAUUGUUUUAGGGUUGAUAAAAUAAAGUACUGGGGUUGAUGUAAGCGAUUAUCUCCCUUCCCCAAGAUUUCAGACCAAAGCAUUAUUAUUACUGUUAUUAUUCAGGUGGUGAGCUCGCAGACUAUAACUGUAUCAAGCAAAAUGCUUUGCAGCAUUUCUUCCAUUGGCUUUUUAUGUUCUAAGUUCAAAUUCUGCCAUGGUCAACUUUUCCUUUCAUCCUUUUGUGGUCAAUAGAAUAGGUACUAGUUAAGUACUGGGGCCAAUGUAAUCAAGUAACACCCUCCUGCUAAAACUGCUGGCCUUGUACCAAAAUUAGAAAGAAUUAUUGUUAUAAUUUCCAUUUCACUUCUCAGAGCUGUUGAUUUUACAUUCUCCUGUUAAUUCUGUAAGAGCAGACAGCAACCAAUUGUCAAUGGCCUCAUAGAGUCUCUUUCCACGAUACUUAACACCAAUCUCAAAGUCCUCUCUGUCUCCGAUAGAGCAGUUUUCUGAGCAUGUUCUACCCUCAUGUCUGGUCCAAUUUCUCCAAUAUUUCUCAAACCUGGUUGUUAGUGUUCCCAGUGCCCCUACACUACUGGGAUGACAGUUACUCUUCAUCGUCCUACAAUAUUCCUACAAUUUCGUCUUUUAGCAGCUUGUACUUUUCAAUCUUUUUCAAUUCUUUGUCACCCACUCAUGCAUCCCCGGGUAUAGCAAUAUCUAUGAUCUUGGUUUCCUUUUUAUUCAAUACAACAAUGUCUGGUCUCUAAGUAUCAAUCACUGAGUCACACUGGAUUGUAAAAUCCCAUAAGAUCUUAUACUCGUUAUGCUCGGUGAUGCCUCCUGGUUUCUACUUGUACCAUUUCUGUGUUCUUUCAAGACCGUACUUCUCACACACUCCCCAGUGAACAAACUUAGCUAUGUUACCAUGUUUCCUUUUGUAUUCCUUUUGGGCCAGUUUGCUACACUCACUCACAAUUUGUGAGAUUGUUUCAUUUUUUGCUGCCAUACAUCCUACAAAGGAUCUAUUUGGAACUUGGUGUAAUAACUUCCCAGAGUUUGUCCCUGGACGCUGAAUAUCAGUGCCUUGGUACAUCCUUUCAAGUAUUUUUCCUUAGCCACCUUCCAGUAUUGGUCUUGUUUGUAGUAGAAUUGUUAGAACUUCAGUUGAAAUGCCUUGCGAAAUUUGUUCUGGUUAUAUAUUUUCUGAGAUCAAAUCCUACUGAGGUCAAUUUUACCUUUUCUCCCUCUGGGGUCGAUAAAGUAAAAUACCACUCUAAUACUGGGUCCACUUCACUCAAAAUUGCUGACUUUUUUUUUUUUUUUUUUUUUUUUUUUUUUUUUUGGCGAAGAGUCGAAUGCAUUCGCCUCAAGACACGACUGAUACUUAUUUUAUCAACACCAAAAGGAUGAAAGGCAAAAUCAUCCUCGGUGGAAUUUAAAUCAGAAUGCAAAAACAGACGAAAUUCCACUAAGCAUUUUGCCCAGCGUAUUAAUGAUUCUGCCAACUCGCCCAAUUUCCAGCAUAGAUAGAAAGCUUCAAAUUUGAGGAGUGGGAAUCGAUUAAAUUGCCUCCAGUGCAUGACUGGCACUUUAUUUACCAUUCCCAGAUGGAUGAAUGGCAACACUGACUUUGGUAAAAUUUGAACUCAAAAUAUAGAGCCAGAAAAAGUACGCAUUUUAUCUAACAUUGUAAUGAUUCUGCCAAAUAAUAGCAAGAGAAAACAAGUGUCUAAAACACAGAGAAAAGGUGCCACGCUACUGAACGACAUGUCCUUCAGAUCAAUGCUGGGUUUCUACAAACCCGAGAAAAAUAUGUGAUACGAGGAAGAAAAUAAUUUAUUAUAACGUCAAACAAAAACAUUAAGGUACUGGAAACGCUUUAGUUUGGCCAACGAGUAAAAAAUGUUCUUAAAGGCUUUUUGAGUGUAGCCAGUUUCAGUUAAACUAGUAGCAGACGAGAAGAGCCACGGGAGACACACAGUCGACCUAGGUAGUGAUUCUUCAUCCAGCUUCUGUUUUCCUUGUUUGAAUUUUAUCUUGUGUUCAUUAUUGUAUAUUUUUAAAUAUAAUUUUAUAUUUAUUUUGUGUUAUUUAAUCCUCAAAAUUUUAAAAUAAUCAUAUAAUAUUUUCGUUUCAGUACAAGUUUGUCUUGUCCACCCUCAAGUUUUUACGUUAUAUUUGUAUGUAUAUAUGAGCCCUUGUGACAAAUAAAGAAAUUAUUAUUAUUAUUAUUA
Messenger RNA from Octopus bimaculoides (California two-spot octopus), 9339 nucleotides. RefSeq lists its product as uncharacterized. Gene Ontology annotation, molecular function: glycosyltransferase activity. The record is from RefSeq and is a predicted model, not a curated record. NCBI's taxonomy places the organism in Eukaryota, Metazoa, Mollusca, Cephalopoda, Octopoda, Octopodidae.